AUGACUACCGCCUCGAAGGUCCAUCUGUCGUCGUCGCAGCAACCUGUGUUCUACGUGCCGGGAAUUACGUCUGACACUGCCAAUAUGACAAACGAGCUUUUGCAGGAGAACCAUGACAAGCAUCACAUUUAUUUCAACUAUGCUGGAUUUCAUAAUCAUAUCGCCCACCAUCUGCUCUCCCUCUUUGCUCUCAAUGCUACGCCUGCUGAGCUUCUGCAAGGGUGGAAUGACAACGUGUCCUACCAGAGAUCACCGGUGCCUCUUAGGGGGUCUAUUGUCGCCGACAUGUACGACCCAAAAAAAUACAAGACCUACCUAGGCAGAGAAAGACACUACCAUAACUUCUCGGUCUUCUUUGAAGAAGAGAUGGACAAGAAGGGCUGGCAGGAGGUGCUCAACGAGUACUUGUUCAAAGGGGAUGAACAGGCUGACGACAUGCUCGUGCGCAUGUUUGGUGGCAUCCUGCAUCCGAUCAUCCAUCUAGGCUUCGGUGUUGAGUUCGAGCAACCCGCAAUUAUUGCGGAGGCUUUGGCGCAAGCCGCUGUCCACGACAAAAGGGAAGCGUCACACUUGAUCGAAAGUGAGAAAGCGGCAAUGGCCUACAGUCCAGAUGCCCGAUCCUAUACAACAAUAGUCCAGCUUGUAGAAGAAAUUUACGGUGGCACGAGGUGGUUUUCAAAGGACCAAACUAAAUACGCCAGUCGGGUGCAUGUCACGGAAGAGACACUGGAAGAAAAAAUGGCAGAAAUGAUUAACGCAGCUGGUGAGCUUUCAACUCCAAUACUACAGCCAGCACUUGUUUUUAACCUCUUGACAGUAUACUUCACCGGUGCCGCACAGCAUCCGCCGCACCAGGUCAAAUUCGACUUUUGGAAUAUACACGCCGUAAAUCUCAGCCUCUUUUUCAGUGCAUUCCUACGACAGCCAUGGCUUUCAACGCCCAAUAAGAUCCGCCUCCUCGAAUGGAAGAUUCGCGUCGACUUGGACAUGUACGCAUCGCCACGCCCUGCGAAGCUCCUUCUCGACGAAAUCACUAAUUACAAGUCAAAGAAAGAUUCAUCGUGGGAAGAGAUAUUUAAGCGUGUAAGGGCCUACCACGACGACGGACAUGCCUGCAAGCUUGUUCGCGCCCUUGGACAUGGAGAACAGGUUUGCAAAAAAUACGAGGACAAGGACGGAUUCAUGAUUAAGGGCGAUAUGUGGAGAAAGCUAGGCAACAUGGCUAUCGACAGUGUGGAAGCAGGGUCGCCGGACUAUGUGCGAAGCGGUGCCUGGUCGAGUGUGCCAUUGCGUGAUCAAUCAAGGAUGUGA
Talaromyces rugulosus is the source of this 1311-nucleotide messenger RNA. RefSeq lists its product as uncharacterized. The record is from RefSeq and is a predicted model, not a curated record. Gene Ontology annotation, molecular function: oxidoreductase activity. The transcript has 2 exons. Bases 1 to 1311 code for a protein of 436 amino acids. NCBI's taxonomy places the organism in Eukaryota, Fungi, Ascomycota, Eurotiomycetes, Eurotiales, Trichocomaceae.